Notolabrus celidotus (New Zealand spotty) is the source of this 1622-nucleotide messenger RNA. RefSeq names its product eukaryotic translation initiation factor 3, subunit E, b (gene eif3eb). The record is from RefSeq and is a predicted model, not a curated record. Gene Ontology annotation, biological process: translational initiation. Gene Ontology annotation, cellular component: nucleus; cytoplasm; eukaryotic translation initiation factor 3 complex. NCBI's taxonomy places the organism in Eukaryota, Metazoa, Chordata, Actinopteri, Labriformes, Labridae. Gene Ontology annotation, molecular function: translation initiation factor activity. The transcript has 14 exons. The coding region runs from base 36 to 1409 and encodes 457 amino acids.
GUUGUCAAUAAAGCUUCGAUUCAAAGGCGGACAAUAUGGCGGAGUACGAUUUGACAACCAAAAUAGCACACUUUCUGGACCGGCAUUUGGUUUUUCCACUUUUGGAAUUCUUGUCAGUCAAAGAGGUAAAACAACUUAUGCAUAUCUACAAUGAGAAGGAACUCCUUCAGGGGAAGCUGGAUCUCCUCAGCGAGACAAACAUGGUGGAUUUCGCCAUGGAUGUGUACAAAAACUUGUAUGCAGACAAGGAAAUCCCACAUUCUCUAAGGGAGAAGAGGAGUACUGUGGUGGCUCAACUCAAGCAGCUCCAGUCAGAAACAGAGCCGAUUGUCAAGAUGUUUGAAGACCCAGAGACCACCCGACAGAUGCAGUCCACGAGAGAUGGGAGGAUGCUCUUCGACUAUCUGUCAGAGAAACACAAUUUUCGUCAAGAAUACCUCGACACGCUGUACAGGUACGCCAAGUUCCAGUACGAGUGCGGUAACUACUCCGGAGCUGCUGAGUACCUCUACUUCUUCCGCGUCCUGGUCCCCUUGACAGACAGGAACGCCUUGAGCUCUCUGUGGGGCAAACUGGCCUCUGAGAUCCUCAUGCAGAAUUGGGAAGCUGCCAUGGAGGACCUGACUCGACUGAGGGAGACCAUCGAUAACAAUUCUGUGAGCUCUCCUCUCCAGUCCCUCCAGCAGAGGACCUGGCUCAUCCACUGGUCCCUCUUUGUGUUCUUCAACCAUCCUAAAGGCAGAGACAACAUCAUCGAGCUCUUCCUUUAUCAGCCUCAGUACCUGAAUGCCAUCCAAACAAUGUGCCCACACAUCCUGAGAUACCUUACAACUGCAGUCAUCACCAACAAAGACGUACGGAAGCGCAGGCAAGUGCUGAAAGACUUGGUGAAAGUUAUUCAACAGGAGUCGUACACGUACAAAGACCCCAUCACAGAGUUUGUGGAGUGUCUCUACGUGAACUUUGACUUCGACAGCGCCCAGAAGAAGCUGAGGGAGUGUGAGUCGCUGUCAUCAAUAAAGGUACUAGUGAAUGACUUCUUCCUGGUCGCCUGCCUUGAGGACUUCAUUGAGAACGCUCGUCUCUUCAUCUUCGAGACCUUUUGUCGAAUUCAUCAGUGUAUCAGCAUCAGCAUGCUGGCAGACAAGCUCAACAUGACGCCUGAGGAGGCGGAGAGGUGGAUCGUCAACCUCAUCCGUAACGCGAGACUGGAUGCCAAGAUUGACUCCAAACUGGGUCAUGUAGUGAUGGGAAACAACGCGGUGUCGCCGUACCAGCAGGUGAUCGAGAAGACCAAGAGUCUGUCCUUCCGGAGCCAGAUGUUGGCGAUGAACAUUGAGAAGAAAGUGGCUCACAGCAACAGGAUUGAGACACCGAACUGGGCUGCUCAAGACUCCAGCUUCUACUGAAGCGGAAUCCAAAGAAGAUGCACAUGACUCCAUUAUUUAAGCUUUUUAUUGUAUUUAUUGUAUUUAUUUAUUUAUUUUGUAUUUAUUUAUUUAACUGUUUAACCACCAUUGUUGUUUUAAACUACCUGCUGCUAGCCUUCACUUUAUGUUAUUUAUUAACUUCCACACACAAAUAAAAUAUCCACAGAGGCACCCAGCCUCAAGAACUUCUCA